Messenger RNA from Saprolegnia parasitica CBS 223.65, 1155 nucleotides. RefSeq lists its product as hypothetical. Lineage: Eukaryota; Oomycota; Saprolegniomycetes; Saprolegniales; Saprolegniaceae. The record is from RefSeq and is a predicted model, not a curated record. Gene Ontology annotation, cellular component: plasma membrane. The coding region runs from base 59 to 1108 and encodes 349 amino acids. The transcript has a single exon.
AGCGCCUCUCUCCACAGUGCCCACACGAUUUGCGCCCAUAUUUUGCGACACAAGAGCGAUGGCGACGCAGCAAUACCUCCUCGACGCGAUGCGCUCACCGUUCUACGACCCGGAGCUCGCCAAGACCAAGCCGUCGCCAAAGCCGAGUCGCAUCUGGCGCAUUCCGCCGCUGCCCAACCCGCUUCGGACCCCAAAGCGCAGCGACGAGCCGAUGCCGACACCCAGUCGCGCCAAGCGCCAUAGCGCUGCCGUGCAGCCCGAGUCGUCGAGCCGGUCCGCCUCGGUCGUCGGCGAGUACUACAUUGACAUGCCACCCACGCCCGCGCUCGUUGCGGUCGUGGCCACGGCCGUGAGUCCGCGGGAAGGCCUCCCGCGCUGGCCUGGCUUCUCCACGCCGACGGGCCUUCUUCGGUGCCUCGAUUGGUUUGGCACAGUCGUCUUUGCCGUCAGCGGCGCGCUCACCGCGGCCAUGUGUGGCGCGAACCUCCUCGGGUGUCUCCUCAUCGGCACCAUCACGGCCAUCGGCGGCGGUACAAUCCGUGACUCGAUCGUGCUCUGCAAGCCCCCGUUCUGGGUCGAAGAGGCCGAGUACCUCCUUCUGAGCCUCAUUCCUGCCGGCGUUGCGUUUUUCCUCUGGGGCGCGCUCCCGCCCGGCACCGAGAUCCUACCUGGCGUGACGCUCAAGGCCAUCGACGGCGGCGAAGGCACGGCCAUGCAGUGGGGCGACGCGAUCGGUGUCGGCGCGUUUGCCGUCAUUGGUGUCAUGAACGGGAUUCGUGCGGAUGCACCCUUUCUCGUCUGCGCACUCUGCGGCAUGAUGACGUCGACCUUUGGCGGCAUGGUCCGCGACGGCCUCCUCCAGCACCCGGUGCGCAUCAUGCACUCGUAUGCGGAUGCCUAUGCGUCCAUUGCGCUCGCAUCGGCGUGCGUCUACCUCUGGCUCCGGAAGAUGGCGCCGGCGCGCCAAGGCCUUCGCAUCGCGAUCGCGGUCGCCUUGGCGAUCUUACUGCGGGAACAAGCGUGGACGCACGGGUGGCGGCUGCCCAUGUGGGCGACCAACUCGCAAAAUGUCAUUGUCGUCGAGACCGACCCGCGCCUCGCGCGGUAGUGUCGUCUAGUUGUGUAAUAUCAUCAAACACCUGUGUCGUAUGUCAA